Messenger RNA from Abrus precatorius (Indian licorice), 1023 nucleotides. RefSeq lists its product as uncharacterized. Gene Ontology annotation, molecular function: protein binding. The transcript is spliced from 4 exons. Lineage: Eukaryota; Viridiplantae; Streptophyta; Magnoliopsida; Fabales; Fabaceae. Bases 1 to 1023 code for a protein of 340 amino acids. The record is from RefSeq and is a predicted model, not a curated record.
AUGUCAACGCCAAUUGAAGGAGCGGAAGUUUCUGGGGAUCAAAUAUCAAUGUUCCUAGUAAACGUGUUGGAAGGAAGAUGGGAUUAUGCAUAUCCAGCAUAUAAAAAUAAUAGUGUGUUCCACAAAAUAAAAAUAAACGAAAGUAGAGGAACUGCACUACACAUGGCUGUGAAUGAUGGAAAAGCUGAACUUGUCAAUGCUCUUGUAAGUGCAAUCAUAGAACAUGAAGGAAGGGAAGGAUUGAAGAGUGAUAGUGCAUUAAAAUCAACCAAUGAGAGAGGGGACACACCUUUGCAUCUUGCUGCCUCAAGAGGGUUCAUUGGUAUGUGUAAAUGCAUCAUAGGGGAACAUGGAGAAAGAAAGGAUUUGAUUAAGGCUAUGAACAAUAAGGGUGAGACACCUUUGUUUAGGGCUGUGCUCACUUGCCAAACACAAACCUUUGUGUAUCUCCGUCAUGUUUCCAAAGAUAUUGAAGUUCCACUGACAAACAGUGAUGGUGAUACCAUCCUUCACCGUGCCAUUUGGGGAGAAUUGUUAGAUUUAGCACUUAUAAUAACCCAUUGCUAUCCUGUACUUAUGGACACGCGUAACAAAGAGGGAGUCACCCCUCUCAAAGUUCUUGCGCAUAAGCCUUCGGCCUUCAAGAGUGGAUUAAAUCUCUCAUUGUGGAAGCAAAUUCUAUACUACUUCACAAUAUCAUUAGAAAGUGAAGCCCUUCAAGAACAAAAUUUGAUUAAACUCAAAGUUCGAUCUGUAAGGAGCACUGUUUGGUUUGUAUUCAGAGUUCUUAGUCUCUUAGGAUUGGGUGUCUCUACAAAGGAAUUAGAAGAUAUAAAGAAGACAAGGCAAAAGCACAGAUGGAGUCGCCAGCUCUUGAAUGUUUUUAUGAGAACACCUUAUGAAUCGUACAUGGGAAUUUCGGGAGGUCAACCUUUUCUGAAGUUUGAUGAAGAUGAAGACAAAAAUGUAGCACAAACCUUUAUUACCCAACAACAGUUAGAAAGUACGCAACAAAUCACUUAA